CUGACGUCCAGAGGGAGGACACGCAACCUGUUGACGUGCAACAAGUGUGAGCUCGAGCUCAUGGCAGGACCCCAGCCCAUCUGCAGCUCCACACAGUAGAGGCUCAAACCACCAUCUGCCCACUUGGGACCACAGGAGGCCUGACAGAUACAUAUCUCAUAUUCUAAUUGUUUUUGGUGACAAGGAACCCAAAAGGAACUUUUUGUGUUUGGAUCCUGGAAAUUGUAUCUUGAGAUUUGACAAACUCCAGCGAAGAGGACUAAAGUUUCUUAUCUCCAUUCACAACACUUGGAGAAGACAUUUUGUAAUGGAGGAUCACUUGUUGAAGAUCCCCAUGAUGUCGUCUGCUUCCCCCAGUGAGUCCUCGGGGAGUGGCGGGACGGACGACAGUAGAGGAGCCAAGAGUCCACCCCCGGGCAAAGCUCUGAGCCCGGCUCUGGUCUGCAAAGUGUGCGGAGACACCAGCAGCGGGAAGCACUACGGCAUCUACGCCUGCAACGGCUGCAGCGGGUUCUUCAAACGCAGCGUGAGGAGGAGGCUCAUUUACAGGUGCCAGGCUGGUACAGGCAUGUGUCCAGUGGACAAAGCUCAUCGCAACCAGUGCCAGGCGUGUCGGCUGAAGAAGUGUUUGCAGGCAGGCAUGAAUAAGGACGCAGUGCAGAAUGAGCGACAGCCCCGCAGUACAGCUCAGGUCCGCCUGGACUCCAUUGACGUGGACCCUGAGAAGGAGCACCUGGCCACCACACGGGAGCCCACCUCCUCUUCCUCCUCCUCCUCCUCCUCCUCCUCUUCUUCCUCUUCCUCCUCCUCUGUCAUCACGUGGCCCCACAUCACCUCCUCCAUGGCCAUCACCUCCUCUGUCGCCCCCCAGCGCUGCAUCAGUCCCCAGAACAACCACCGCUUCAUGGCCAGCCUCAUGACGGCCGAGACCUGCGCCAAGCUGGAGCCUGAGGACGUUGACGAGAACAUUGAUGUCACGAGCAACGAGCCAGAGCGAGUGUCCUCAGAAUACCACAUGGCUCUGUACCCGUCCAGCUCCGAAAACGUGUACGAGACCUCAGCGAGGCUGCUCUUCAUGUCAGUGAAGUGGGCCAAGAACCUGCCCGUGUUUUCCAACCUGCCCUUCAGAGACCAGGUGAUCCUGCUGGAGGAGGCGUGGAGCGAGCUCUUCCUGCUCUGUGCCAUCCAGUGGUCUCUACCUCUGGACAGCUGCCCGCUGCUCUCUCUGCCAGACCUCUGCCCCGGCAUGCAGGGAAAGACCAGCUACACCAGUCUGGACCUGCGCCUCCUGCAGGAGGUCUUCAGCCGCUUCAAGGCCCUCGCCGUCGAUCCCACUGAGUUCGCCUGCCUCAAGGCCAUCGUGCUCUUCAAGCCAGAGACUCGUGGGUUAAAAGAUCCAGAACAAGUGGAGAACCUGCAGGAUCAGUCUCAGGUGAUGCUGGGACAACACAUCCGAUCACACUACCCCAGUCAACCAGCAAGGUUUGGAAAGCUGCUUCUUCUUCUCCCCUCUCUGCGUUUUGUGAACUCGGAGCGGAUAGAGCUGCUGUUCUUCCACAGGACCAUCGGAAACACUCCCAUGGAGAAACUGUUGUGUGACAUGUUCAAAAACUAAAACCAUUACCCAUAAACCUGUGCAGUCACCUAUGACCACCAGGUGUGGAGGGGUGAUGUUCGACAGAUACUUGCUUUGUAUUUCUGUAUACAUAUCAGAGAUUCUGCGUGCUGUUAUUUUUUUAAAGGCCACUUUAUUGUUUGUUUGUUGUUUCCACAUCAGGUCAUUCUGAGAAUUAAAAUGCAAUCCAGUUCUUAUCAUCAUGCUCGCUGUCUGUAUCAUACUUAGACUUUGAUUUAUGUCUGAAGUGACUCAUUAUCACAUCUCAUCCUCUAGUGUUUCAUUAUUUCUGUGUUUUUUGUGACAUUUACCAUCAGACCUUUAUUUGUUUGGUGAUAGAUGGGCUGUAUAUCCAUGCUGUCAUACCGUGACUGUUACAUUCAUGUUGUCAU
Messenger RNA from Epinephelus lanceolatus (giant grouper), 2007 nucleotides. RefSeq names its product photoreceptor-specific nuclear receptor-like. The record is from RefSeq and is a predicted model, not a curated record. Gene Ontology annotation, molecular function: DNA-binding transcription factor activity; zinc ion binding; sequence-specific DNA binding. Gene Ontology annotation, biological process: regulation of DNA-templated transcription. NCBI's taxonomy places the organism in Eukaryota, Metazoa, Chordata, Actinopteri, Perciformes, Serranidae.